CGAGGACCAAAUAUAAAUUGCACAGAUAGUUCAGGAUACACUGCUUUACAUCAUGCAGCUUUGAAUGGUCACAAAAAUAUGACUGGAUUCAUAUGAAGUUCCUUCACGGCAAAGCAUUGUUUAUCUGGAACAAUGAAAAUGAAACAGCUCUGCACUGUGCUGCCCAAUAUGGACACUCAGAAGUUGUUGCUAUUUUGCUUGAAGAACUUACAGAUCCCACAAUAAGAAACAACAAAUUAGAAACUCCAUUGGAUUUGGCAGCUUUAUAUGGCCGACUGCGGGUGGUGAAGAUGAUAAUCAAUGCAUAUCCAAAUCUGAUGAGCUGUAAUACAAGAAAGCAUACUCCUUUACAUCUUGCUGCACGUAAUGGUCAUAAAACUGUGGUACAAGAGCUGCUAGAAGCUGGAAUGGAUGUCAGCUGCCAAACAGAAAAGGGAAGUGCAUUACAUGAAGCAGCUUUAUUUGGAAAAGUAGAUGUUGUACGCAUUCUUUUAGAAACAGGAAUUGAUGCCAAUAUAAAGGACAACUUAGGCAGAACAGUUUUAGAUAUUCUGAAAGAACAUCCAUCACAACAGUCACUCCAAAUUGCUGCAUUGCUUCAAGAUUACAUAGAAAAAGGAAAUUCAGAAGUUCCAGAGGAAUCCAUAGAGGAAUAUUUAGUAUCAGAUCACCAUUCCAGUGUUUUAUUCCCAGAAGAUUCUCCUAUACAAACAAGUAAAAGUGAAGCUGUGACUGGUGAAUUAUCAAAACUAUUAGAUGAAAUCAAACUGUGCCAAGAAAAAGAUUAUUUAGAAGAUAUGAGCCAUACUAUAUCAGAUGAUUAUCUGGAUGAUGCUAGCAAAGUAUCAGAAGAAGAAACAGUAGCAAAUGGAAACCGAGACAAGUCUAAUAUAAGAUCAUCUUCCACAAAUCUGGAACAAGCAGAAGAGGAAGAAGAGGGUGGAACUGAAAAUAGUUGUGGACCUACAGGUUUGUGGGAAGCACUGACACCUUGCAAUGGAUGUAGAAAUCUUGGAUUCUCCAGUCUUACUCAGGAAGCCUUUCCAAAGAAGAGGAGUGCUACACUGGAAGCAGUGCCAUCUGUUUCUUCAGAAACAUUUCCUGUGGAAAAUGAAAAUGGUCUCUGUGACUUUCUUGAUACAACAGUUACGAAGAAACCUUGUUCUUUAGAAAUAACAAGAGGAGUUUCAUCAAAAAUAGAACAAUCCAGACCAAAGUAUAUAAACUUUCAAGAUUUUUUCCUGGGGUGAACAAAUGAGGAGCAAUAAGGAGGUGAUUGAAUUUCAGUGUCUGAAAUUACUAUAUAUAUGCUAUUUUUCUCAUAUAAUAAACUGUGCAUUAUAGUAAUCUUAAAACUGUUCUGGAUUUUUUGUCAUUUAUUUAUUUAUUUAUUCCUGUAUUUAUUUAUUUAUUUAUUUCUGUAUUAAUUUCUGUAUUUCUGUAUGCAUGUAUGUAUGUAUUUAUUUAUAUAAUUUGCCAUACUAUUUUUAUAACUGUAGCUUCUCCUAUUUCUUUUUUUAAAAGAAAAAUACAAGUUUUGGAAGGAAAUAUUUUUUAUUUAUUUAAAAUAUGCAUAUAGCUGCUCAUCUUGUACCAAACUCUGGGAUAUUUAUAACCGAGGAUAAAAUCUUAUCUAUGUAUAAUGAAAAUAUUUAAACCAAAGUCAUUAAAGCUCAAAAAUAUUAAAACCAAAACUUGAUAAAAAGUAGAUAAGUCUUCGACCAUAUAAUGGUAUGUAGAUCCAAUUUGUAGACUCCUGACAGAUUCUGCUGUCUAGAUAAUAUCCAAGAGUGUCAGUGUAAUUGAAACAGUUUUUUUCUACUACAGUAAAUGAGAAAGCACUGAUUUUUGAGCGAUCAUGUGUCAUAAGGCUCAAUAUCAAGAAGAAGAAAAGAAUUGUGCAUACAUAAAAUCCAAUUGAAACUCAUUUGUUAUCCAAAUGAAAUAAACAAAAUGUUUAAAAGUUAUAUUUAUGUAGUUAUUUACCAAGCACAUCUAAAUUAUAUUAAGAUAACUAAAAUAUCUUUACAAUCCUCAAGGAAUGUCACAACUUUUGACUACCCCUAAUGUUUGGAAAGUUGAAAAAUUUGA
Ahaetulla prasina is the source of this 2091-nucleotide messenger RNA. RefSeq names its product ankyrin repeat and sterile alpha motif domain-containing protein 1B-like. Gene Ontology annotation, molecular function: protein binding. Gene Ontology annotation, cellular component: cytosol. The coding region runs from base 93 to 1250 and encodes 385 amino acids. The transcript has 10 exons. Lineage: Eukaryota; Metazoa; Chordata; Lepidosauria; Squamata; Colubridae. The record is from RefSeq and is a predicted model, not a curated record.